This is a messenger RNA of Leptopilina heterotoma, 3212 nucleotides long. RefSeq names its product cyclin-T1-2-like. Bases 483 to 2501 code for a protein of 672 amino acids. The transcript has 8 exons. Gene Ontology annotation, biological process: positive regulation of DNA-templated transcription, elongation; regulation of transcription by RNA polymerase II. Gene Ontology annotation, cellular component: nucleus; cyclin/CDK positive transcription elongation factor complex. Gene Ontology annotation, molecular function: cyclin-dependent protein serine/threonine kinase activator activity. NCBI's taxonomy places the organism in Eukaryota, Metazoa, Arthropoda, Insecta, Hymenoptera, Figitidae. The record is from RefSeq and is a predicted model, not a curated record.
AGGGGUAAACAGUCUUCGAAAAUAACUUUUGAAAAAAUUUUACCCAAAAAUUACCUCGUUAUUUUCGAAAAAAUACAUUUUUUCACAAAUUAAUGUUUUUUAGCUACCAAACCGUGUGUGUGUCUCCAGUAGUGCCACUCCGUGAUCUCUGUGUAAAAAAUUCCGUUUUUAACUUACCAUCCCUGCUGUGCCGUUGAAAAUUUAGUACUGAAGUGCCUAAUUUUCUUAGUAUUUAAUUUAUAAGUUAAUUUUAAGUUUAUUAUUUAUUUAUUAUACUGGAAAACGAGAAAUUUCCAAUUUAUAGUGUAAAGUAGAAGAGUUUAUAUUUAGUGAAAAUAUUUACAAACAUUACUGUGAUUGUCGUAUAAUAUUAAUAUACGUUUAAGUACGAGAACAUAACAAUUUUGUGAUAAUUGUUUUUUAAAACUGUACUUUUGUGCGGUGAAAGAGUACAAACUACAAAAGUUUUCAAUAUUUCAAUAAUGGAUAAAAAUUCUCGGUGGUUAUUCACCAAGGAUCAAAUAAUUAAUUCACCUUCGAGGAAAUACAACAUUGAUUACCAGAAGGAAAUCAAGUAUCGUCAUUCCGUGUCGGGUUUUAUUCAAGAUCUUGGCCAGUCAUUAAAACUUACACAAUUAUGUAUAAAUACAGCCAUUGUGUAUAUGCAUCGAUUCUACAUGUUUCAUUCGAUGACAAAAUUUGAUAAAUACAAAAUUGGAAUGGCGUGUUUAUAUUUAUCGGCAAAAACGGAAGAAACGCCACAAAGAAUAGACACUGUGAUUAAUAAAGCUUACAAAUUUCUUUACAAAAAAGAAGGACCUCCUACACCAUCACCUGAACGGUACAGCAAAAUGUAUGAGGAACUUCUGUCCCAUGAAAAUAUUCUUCUAAUGACUUUGGGUUUUGAUGUUCGAAUUAAUCAUCCUCAUUUGAUAAUGAUCAAAGCUUGUGAACUUAUAAAAGCCAACAAGGAGUUGAAAGUAACUUCUUAUUUCCUGGCAUCCAACAGCUUGCAUUUGACAACAAUGUGUCUUGAGUAUAGACCUUCAAUUGUCGCCUGCCUAUGCAUUUAUUUUGCAUCAAAAUGGUCUUGUUACGAGAUUCCAUUGAGUGCAUUGGGAAAGCCAUGGUUCUCUUACGUUGAUCCUGAUGUGACUUUGGAAUUUUUGGACAGUUUGACAAAAGAUUUCCUUCGUGUUUUCGAGCAAUGUCACACGAAACUCAAGAGGACUAUUCAAACACUUUCGGGCAUCAAACCACGAGUCAAUUAUAAUCCAAAACUACUGAAUAAUCCCAAUCAUUUGAAACAAUUGAAGGAGGAAGCCGAAUUAAAGGAAAAAAAUGAACGGGAAAAAGAACGACAAUCACUUGCAUUGUGUUUGUCGAAACCACAUUCGAUCCUGAGUCCUGAAAGUUUGUUCAGCAAGGAAGAACUUGCCAAUUUACAGGAACCAAUUAGAUUGGAGGAGAAACAAUUGUUGGAAAUUGAACCAAUUAAGCAUAAUGAUAAUGAGCAAUUAUCAUUCGAACAUUUGGAGAAUGAGAGACAAAAACGAAAACUUCCUUCAGAGGAGAAUUAUCCAGAGAAACGUUUUUGCAUUUCCAGUCAAACGGAGCAAGCACUGAAAAUGAGAAUUAACAUUUCAACGAUUUUAAAAUCGUCAUUAAAUCAAGAAACCUUGAACUGUACUGAUACGACAGUACCAGCGAAUGUUUCAACUACUGAAUUUGUUUCAAAUCCACCUGAAAUAAAAGUAGAGAGUGAAAUAAAACAAGAAUCAAUUAUAGAUAAUCAAUCAGAUCUGAAUUCAAUUCAACAAUCAAAUGAACUUCAAUUGUCGAAUAAUCAAACCAUCAAGGAGGAAAUAUCUCCAAACUACGAAAAUACUGUAAAGAAUCUAGUCCCAUUAAAUAGUAAUCAAAUAACAACAACCGAGACUUUAGUCACUACAACCGUGGAUUCAGAAAAGGAAAGUGAUAGCUACAUAAAUGUGACCGAUAUUACCGAUACGAUAGUCGAUACUCCAAUUACCGUGAGCAAAUACGAUGACAAUAAUAAUGAGGAAUAUGAAAAGAAGCAAAAGAGUAAAAAAUCAAAGAAGGAGAAAACUGAACGAAAGAAGAAAAAGGAAAAGAGACAAAAGAAAGAGCAAAAGAAAGAGGAAAAUUGUGAUACAAAAAUUAAUAAUAAUAAUAACAAUAAUUUAAGUGCAAAUCGACCAAUGACACCAAUUAUAAUUAGUAUACCAAAAGAAAAAUUGAAUUUAAGUGAUAAUUUAAUAUUCUCAGGAAAUAAGUUUAAAUCGUCACGGGAAAAUAGUUUAAAGAUUAAAAUUCCCAAGAAGCUGAUCCUUGACACAAAAUUGGAUUCACCUUCAACCAGUGAAACUGUUCAGGCGUCACUUAGUUUGCAAAUUAGUCGCGAUAUUCAUGACAGGAACACUAAUGAAAUUACUUGGAUGACUCAGCCCCGUAUGCAGACAGUUUCUAAUGGCUAUUAAGAAGAAAAGAAUUAUUAUCUCUACAAGAAAGACGGAAGAUAGAAGUAAUUUUUCUAAUUAAGCAUAAAAAAACCGAAAAUGAUUAAGUUUAUUCGCAAUUUCGAAAUAAUUGAGAAAAGAAAAAGUAUUUAUUUGUUUAUUUUUUGUUAAGAUAAAUUCACCAAUUUGCAACACACACAAUUAUCGACAAAUCUUCUGACAAAAUUAAAUGCAUAUUUUUUUUUUACUUAUAAACAAUAAUGUUAUUUUGAAAAAAAAAUGUUUAAAUUAAAUUGCUUUAUGUAGUAAAAUUACAUUUCUGUCGAUAGUUGAGCAUUAGGAGGUGACUGUCACUAAAUUGCAUUUAUCUUGGAGAUUAGUAUUUUAUUUUCGCAAUAAAGAAUAGAAUGUAGAAUAUUUACUAUAAUUAAGGGAAAAACUAUGAAAUUUAAGAAUUGAAAAACUUUUCAAGCGUCCAUUCUUUUUUUUUCUUUAAAAAAAUGGAUAUAUCUUUAUUUUUGAUAAGAUUUUCAAAUUAUUUUAUGUUUGUACAUAUAUUAUUUUUUUUAUACGAUAGGAAGCGAUUCAGUAUUAAAAAAAAAUUGUUAUUUCUUUUAUAGAAAGCAUCUACGAAUUAUGAAUAGGGGAAAUGCAAUUUAAGCCAUACUUGUGCCAUAUUUUGUAAAAUAAUUUUCAAUAUCUUUUUUUUAUAAAUAAAUAUUUCUUUGUAAA